ACCAGUAACUAGAAUCUACAAUUUGUGGUGGGGACGGCAAAGUUGCCAAUCCACAGCCAUUAUAAAUAUCUAUAAUCUAUGGUUAUAAUAGUUGCAUACGUGUGUUAAUGGCUUAAACUAUGUUUUUUACUCAAAUUAGGAACACUUUGAGGUUAUGUUACAAUUCAUGUGUCAAAUGGUGAACGAAGCAAACACAUCAUUGAGGUCUGAUUUCAAAAACACGGGUUAUCAACACUCUCGCCACGUGGAAAUGUUCAUAAAAUAAACGCAAUGGCUGCACGUAAAAAAGAAAGCACCGUUUGGAAGAAAAAUACUAAUCAUAACCGAGGUGGUAACACUUUAGUGAAUUCCCCGACACCUGCAGAAUUGAAAUUUAAGGAAGCACAUGGAAAACUUCAAGCGGCAGUGCAGAAAUAUGUGCAAGACUAUGAAUCGUCUUCCUCUGAAGACGAGUUAGAAUCUGACAAUAUAAUAGGCGAAAUUAUUAAAAAUUACACUAAAACAGGAGCGAAAGAUGAGUACUUAGGGAGAACUAAAACCUUCCUUCAGGAUUCGUUUUUAUCAGGGACUGUCACGUGUCUGAUUUGCAUAUCCAGAAUAAAAAGGGACUCUUCAAUAUGGAAUUGCAAUGAAUGCUACUGUGUCUUCCACCUAACUUGUAUUCAAAGAUGGUCCAAGGACAGUAUUUUUCAACAAAAACAAAUACAAGAAGGUCCAAUUCAAGUUCAGAAAGUUACUUUAACGUGGGGUUGUCCCAAAUGUAGACACAAUUACCAACUGGAAGAUAUACCAGACAAGUAUUACUGUUUUUGUGGUAAAACCACCAAUCCUGAGCUUCAGCCGUUUUUGGUACCACAUUCUUGUGGCGACAUUUGUGGAAAGGAUUUGGUGCCACUUUGUGGUCACAGAUGCUUGUUAUUGUGUCAUCCAGGUCCUUGUCCACCUUGCCCUGUAACAGUUAGUGUAACGUGUUACUGUGGCAAAAAACAACCAGCUACACGAAGAUGCAGUGACAAGAAGUGGUCCUGUGGAGGCCCCUGUGGCAAGCUUUUGACUUGUCAGAAACACAGUUGUUCUGAGGUUUGUCAUCCUGGUGAUUGUAAGCCAUGCCCAAAGAAAAGUCUCCAGAAAUGUUUGUGCAAAACUAGUCAGAAGUUGCGUGACUGUGCUACGCCCAUAUGGCAGUGUGAUAGGGUGUGUAAUAAGCCGCUUCAGUGUGGAAAUCAUUCUUGCUCAAUUGUUUGCCAUGAAGGCAUUUGUGAUUCUUGCCCUUUGACUAAACAAAGAACUUGUCCUUGUGGCAAAAGCAAAUAUCAGUUGCCUUGUACUGAAGAAACACCUACCUGUCAAGAUACUUGUGAUAAAUUAUUAACCUGCGGUCUUCAUAGAUGUAAUCAACGGUGUCACAAAGACGCUUGCGGUGCGUGCCUUGAAAUUGUUGAAAAAUCGUGCAAAUGUGGCCUACAUUCAAAAGAAGUUCAUUGUUCUAAACCAUAUUUCUGUGAAACCAAAUGUAAACGAAUGCGGGAUUGCAACAAACACCCGUGCAAUAAAAAGUGUUGUGAUGGCAGUUGUCCUCCAUGUGAAAAACCCUGUGGCCGUACACUCAACUGUGGCAAUCACAAAUGCAAUUCAGUUUGUCACAGAGGUCUCUGUUACCCUUGCAACCAAACCGAUGUUGUGACCUGUCGUUGUGGUCAAACCAAAUUGACUGUACCUUGUGGAAGAAAGCAUAAAACUAGACCACCAAAGUGUAGCAAAUUGUGUUUAAUUCCUCCUGACUGCCACCAUGAAAAGAGGGAACCACACAAAUGCCACUUUGGUGAUUGUCCACCCUGUAAACAAAUCUGCAAUAAACCCCGAUCCAAGUGCCCUCAUUUAUGCAGUGCUUCCUGUCAUUCUGCCGUCGUUGUGAAAAUUGAAAGUAAGAAGGCAUCAAUGCCGUGGGAACAAACCAAACCACAACUGGAACGCAAGGCUUUGGCUUGUCCAGACUGUGAAGUCCCGGUUUCAGUCACUUGUUUAGGUGAGCAUGAAACCUGCGACUGGCCUUGCUACAAAGCCGUUCCUUCAAGUUGUCAUCGUCCAUGUGGACGCCAACUUACCUGUGAAAACCACACUUGCACCCUUCCAUGCCACGUGGUUGACAACUCCCCUAACAAGAUCAGUGCCGGCCAGAAUUGCGAAAUAUGCGAAAAUCCGUGCUCCAAACCCCGCCCUGAAGGUUGCCAACACGACUGCCCUAAACCAUGUCACCCCGGCCCUUGUCCGCCGUGCAAACAAAUGCUCCGUAUCAGAUGCCAUUGCGGACUUAAUCAACCCUACGUGUCUUGCAACGAUUGGUUGAGUCCCGAAAAACGCGAAGAAAUCCAAAGUUGCGGCAAUCAAUGUCCGAAGAAUUUCGAUUGUGGGCACAGAUGUCGCGCAAAUUGCCAUUCGGGCCCCUGUCCAAAUCCGGAGCUUUGUCGCAGAAAAGUCAAACUGACUUGUAAAUGUAAGAGGUUGAAGAAGGAGUUCUCGUGUGAGACUGUUCGGAACAAUGCGGCGAAAGUUGAAUGUGAUGAGAUUUGUAACCGGAAGAAAGAGGAAGACAGGAAGCAGCAAGAAUUGAUCAAUGAACAGAAACGUAAAGAGGAGGAGUUGAAGAAUGAGAGGGAAUUGGCAAAGUAUAAGAAAAUAUUUGAGAGUAAGAAGAGGACGAGAGAUCGACGGGCGUACGAAGAGGAGGAAGAAGUCACUUUUAUUAAAAAAUAUUGGUUUUUGAUAACGACAUUCACGGCAGUUGUUUUAUCUGCAGUGGUGUUUUUUAUACUUAAGUAAUUUUUAUAGGAUGAAUUUUGUUGUUAGUUUGUAUCGUAAAUAAAUCACUACAAAUUAUUAGAACACACUUGAUGGGUUUGCGUGCUUGUUCUUUUAGGCAUUUUAAUUUAUUACUAUGUUCAAUAAGAAAUAAAGAAUUUUCACAAA
Molecule: messenger RNA, 2967 nt
Organism: Tribolium castaneum (red flour beetle)
Lineage: Eukaryota; Metazoa; Arthropoda; Insecta; Coleoptera; Tenebrionidae
Exons: 10
Coding region: 271-2820 (849 amino acids)
Biological process (GO): regulation of DNA-templated transcription
Cellular component (GO): nucleus
Molecular function (GO): DNA-binding transcription factor activity, RNA polymerase II-specific; zinc ion binding; RNA polymerase II transcription regulatory region sequence-specific DNA binding
Source: RefSeq, a predicted model, not a curated record